Messenger RNA from Neohortaea acidophila, 1766 nucleotides. RefSeq names its product amidase signature domain-containing protein. The transcript has a single exon. Bases 54 to 1565 code for a protein of 503 amino acids. The record is from RefSeq and is a predicted model, not a curated record. Gene Ontology annotation, molecular function: glutaminyl-tRNA synthase (glutamine-hydrolyzing) activity. Gene Ontology annotation, cellular component: mitochondrion; glutamyl-tRNA(Gln) amidotransferase complex. Gene Ontology annotation, biological process: mitochondrial translation; glutaminyl-tRNAGln biosynthesis via transamidation. NCBI's taxonomy places the organism in Eukaryota, Fungi, Ascomycota, Dothideomycetes, Mycosphaerellales, Teratosphaeriaceae.
CCUCUCCCACAUCCUCCACCAUCUCCCACAAUUCCUCACCACCCAAGGAUGUGAUGCACUCUGCUCGCCGCUGCUGGCAUCGCGCAAGCAGACAUCCCCUCCAACCAGCCUGCAAGCAUGUGAGGGCCCAACACGCGCAGGCGGGAAGCCUCAAUGCCAUCACCAACACCGCUGCACCCUCCAAUGCAGAAGAGCAAGGACGCCUCGCAGGCAAGAACGUAGCCAUCAAAGACAACAUCACCACCUCGUCCCUCCCCACCACCGCAGCAUCCGGCAUCCUCUCCACCCACGUCUCGCCUUUCGAAGCCACGGUCGUCAGACUCCUCCGCCAAAAUGGUGCUACCAUCACCUCCACCACCAAUCUCGAUGAAUUCGGGAUGGGCUCGCACUCCCAACAUUCCGUCCACGGUCCCGUCUUGAGCCCCUUCACACGAGACGGCAUUCCCUUAUCCCCCGGUGGAAGUAGCGGCGGCAGCGCCGUGGCCGUCGCAAGUGGACAAUGUUGGACAGCGCUCGGCACCGACACGGGCGGCAGCGUGCGAUUGCCCGCCGCUUACGUGGGCGUGGUGGGCUUCAAGCCGAGCUAUGGCUUGCUGUCGCGCUGGGGCGUCAUUCAAUAUGCGAAUUCGCUCGACACGGUGGGCGUGCUUGCGCGAAGCGUGGGAGAUGUAAGAGAAGUGUUCGAAGUCUUGAACCAGCAUGAUGCUCGAGAUCCGACCUCCCUUCCAGACUCUGUCCGCCAACGCGUGACUUCCAGCCGCAGCGAAAGACAAGACCAUAAAGGCAAGGCUCUACGAAUCGGCAUUCCCCUCGACUACAACAUCACCUCCCUCGCCCCCUCCAUCCGCAAAACCUACACCACCCUCCUCACCACCCUUCAAUCCCAAGGCCACACCCUCCACCCCAUCCACCUCCCCACAACCCGCCUCGCACUCUCAGCCUACUACGUCCUCGCCCCCGCCGAAGCCUCCUCCAACCUCGCCAAGUACGACGGCAUCCGGUACGGGCAGCGCAGCACCACAGCAACCGCAGACGCCUCGCCAGCAGAAAAGCUGCCGCUUUACGCCGCGACUCGCGCCGAGGGGUUCGGAGAGGAAGUCAAGAGACGGAUCUUGCUGGGCGCGUACACGCUCAUGUCCGAGGCGAGGGAUAACUACUUUUUGCAGGCGCAGAAGGUGCGCCGGCUAGUGCAGCGGGAUUUCGACCGGGUGUUUGCUGCGCCGAAUCCUUUGCUGGAUGCUGGUGGUCAUGACAUUGGUGAGGGCGAGCGAGAGGAGGAUGUAGUCGAUGUGCUACUCACGCCUACUGCGCCUACGCUGCCGCCUACGGUGGAGGAAGUGCAGCGCUCGUCGCCCGUGGAGAGCUAUAUGAAUGACGUCUUCACUGUGCCGGCGAGUUUGGCCGGCUUGCCUGCUGCUAGUGUGCCCGUUGCUUUGCCCGAGGCGGUGAGAGAGGGGCUGGGAGAGGGAGAUGUGCGCAGUGUGGGCAUGCAGGUCAUUGGGCAGUUUGGAGACGAUGAGCUUGUUUUGAGAGCUGCGGAGGUGAUUGAGAAGUUGUAUCAUUAGUGUCUCUCUGGUAUCUUAGAAUAAAUCAAGACAACGACAUCCCCGUGCAAUCAAAAGUACAUAUAUGUACAGACCAACCCAGACUCGAACCCGGGGCCUCCCCCCCAAAAAGCUUACAAAAAAACAAACUCCUUUUCAGGAGAGAAAGCAAGGCGAGACUCGUAGGACCCCAACAGGUUUGCAUUUUUUGGGCCGCCGACC